Molecule: messenger RNA, 1824 nt
Organism: Anopheles marshallii
Lineage: Eukaryota; Metazoa; Arthropoda; Insecta; Diptera; Culicidae
Product: sodium-coupled monocarboxylate transporter 2-like
Exons: 5
Coding region: 1-1824 (607 amino acids)
Biological process (GO): transmembrane transport; sodium ion transport
Cellular component (GO): membrane
Molecular function (GO): symporter activity
Source: RefSeq, a predicted model, not a curated record
AUGACGAAAUCAAUAACCGCCAACCCGCAGGGCCAGUUCUCGGUCGAGGACUACACGGUGUUUACGAUCAUGCUUGGCAUCUCGACCGCGAUCGGUGUGUACUUUGGGUUUUUCCAGAAGAAGAACAAUCAAACCACGGAAGAGUAUCUGCUCGGUGGGCGAAAGAUGAAAACGUUCCCGAUUGCGAUAUCCCUGAUUGCCAGCCAGCUGUCGGGCGUAUCGAUAAUGUCGGUGCCGGCGGAAAUGUACUCGUACGGUGCACAGUACUGGAUCAUCGCACCGACGAUGAUACUGAUCACGAUGAUCAUCAACUACAUCUUCGUGCCAGUGUUCUACAACAAUCACAUCACCAACUGCUACCAAUAUCUGGAGGAUCGGUUCAGUCCGGCGGUGAAAAAGUUCGUCACGUUUACGUACGUCCUGAACAUCUACCUGAUACUGCCCAUCUUCAUCUUCAUCCCGGCGCUGGCCUUUUCGCAAGUCACCGGCAUCAACAUCCACCUGAUCAACGGGAUCGUGUGCGGCGUUUGCAUCUUCUACACAAUGCUCGGCGGCAUUAAGGCGGUCGUGUGGACGGAUGUGGUGCAGGGGAUGAUUAUGUUUGUGUCCUGCUUUCUGGUGGUGGUUAUUGGUGUGGCAAAGAUCGGUGGACUGUCCGAGGUGCUUGAUCGUGCUGCCGCCGGUGAUAGGCUAGAACUUUUCGACAUGACACUGGACACGACAACGCGCCAAACUUUUUGGACCGCCAGCGUGGGUAACCUCUUCCUGUGGACCGGUUACUUGGGGUUAAGCCAGAGCUGCGUGCAACGUAUCGUGUCGGUGCCGAGUAUGCGGCAUGCACGGGCAGCCUUGUGGAUCUUUUGUGUCGGUUUCAUCAUCAUCAUGACGCUCAACUGCUUUACCGGCAUUGUCAUCUUCGCCAAAUACUUCGACUGUGAUCCGAUAAAGGUUGGGCUGGUGCAGAAGGCUGACAAGUUGCUGCCCUUCUUCGUACAGGAUGUCGUCGGUAACUUGAAGGGUAUGCCGGGCGUGUUUAUCUCGUGUGUGUUUAGUGCAGGAUUAAGCACGAUGUCGGCGAACCUCAACUCUCUGGCGGGUUUGAUCUACGAGGAUUACAUACGCCCGUUUAAGCUAUUCAAACAUACCGACGCCUCGGCAAACAGGACCAUGAAGCUGCUGAUCUUCGUCAGCGGUGUUUACUGCAUUGCGAUGGGAUUGAUCGUGGAACAGUUCGGCCACAUCCUGCAGAUGGUCGUUACGAUCGCCAGCGUUACGCAGGGUGCCGUUAUGGGUAUAUUCUGCCUUGGUAUGCUCUGGCCGUGGGCCAACAAACAUGGCGCUCUGUGGGGUUCCGCUUCAAGCGUGAUCGUGAUGUCUUGGAUCAUUGCGGGGGCACAGAUAGCGAUCAGUAACAAGGCACUGAUCUACCCGCCCAAGACCACCAGCGUCGAAGGGUGCUACGAGUACGGGUUCAACGUAACGGCAAACGAUUUCCCCACGCUUGUGGCACCACAGGACGAUGCCGAAUUUUCCAUCUACAAAAUGUCCUUCGUCUGGUACUCGACCGUGGGCACGUUUAUGGUGUUUCUGGUCGGCAUUCCUGUUAGUUACUUUACCGGUUCGCAGGAUAUGCGCAACUUCCGACCGAAGCUAAUAUCCCCACUGGUCCACUGGUUGCUACCGGAGGAGGUGCGACAAAACGAAUUUUCGUUGAAGGCGGACAAUGAAAAACUUCACGCAGGACCUAUUAAAGAAUGGACGUUUACAGCGAACGAAACGGAAAAGUAUAAAGAACGGAACGGAAUCAUUGAGCAGACGUUGUAG